This is a messenger RNA of Cercopithifilaria johnstoni, 531 nucleotides long. Lineage: Eukaryota; Metazoa; Nematoda; Chromadorea; Rhabditida; Onchocercidae. The record is from the annotation of a GenBank genome assembly.
AUGGCACUGAAUGAUUGUAACCGAAUAUCAAUAAUUUCACUAAUUAUUCCAAUUGCUCUAUGUAAAGGCGAAUAUUGUGGAGAGAAUAAGAUACCAUUUGGGAUUGAAGUUCAUCCAAAUGCUCAACCGAUUUUGCACUGUUCCCGUCCAUCAUGCUUUGAACAUCGAUAUGCGGAUUGCGAUGAUCGCGCACAACGCAAAUCGUGCGAAUCAAAUGACAGCUGGGUUGGAGGCUUUGAAAAGGGUUACGGAAAUCAUCAACCAUUGUAUGUGCAGUGUUGUUCGUUCGAAGGUUUAGCUGAUCAUUCUACUUCGCUUUACCAUACAAUCAUUAAACCGGGACAGUAUUUUGAAGGAGAGGAGCAAGUUGAAGAAAAAACUGAUACGGUUGUCUCAUUCGACGUUAUCACAGAUUUCAAGAUGAUUCGUCCUCCUAAUUUAUCGAUUUUUUAUGAAAUGACGGUGCGACGUUUGCGAUGUUAUGAGUUACCACCCGUGGAUAAGAUUAAACGUAUAAGACAUUGGCCGUAA